AUGCUUUAUGUUGUCUGGGGCGAUGGUGGGUCCAUGUCCUUCUACGGCUGCAUUACUCAGUUCUACUUGGGAACAUCAGUGGGAAGUGUUGAAUGUCUUCUUCUCACAGUAAUGGCCUAUGACCGAUAUUUGGCUAUUUGUCACCCCUUAAGGUAUUCUUGCCUCAUGAACAUCAAGACACAGAAUCUUCUGGCACUGGGGUCCUGGCUUUCUGGUUUCAUGGCGAUGGUCAUAUUGACCGUCUCCAUUUGCAAAUUACAGUUCUGUGGGUUCAACACCAUCGACCAUUUGUUUUGUGACCUGGCUCCAAUAUUACAGUUGUCCUCUACAGAUACUUAUUUAGUGGAAAUGGAAUCUUUGCUGCUCACCAUUGCUUUUAGCCUGUUCCCAUUUAUGUUGAUACUUUUGAGCUACAUCACCAUAGUUUUUACCUUGGUGAGAAUUUCUUCCAGGCCUGGCAGACAGAAAUCUUUCUCCACCUGUAGUUCACAUCUAGCGUCUGUUUGUACAUAUUUUGGGACAAUCUUCAUUAUUUAUUUGGUACCCCCUCAAAAGCAUUCCAUCAAAUUAAACAAGAUUGUGUCUCUGCUCUACACUAUUGGAACUCCUCUGUUAAAUCCAAUCAUCUACUGUCUGAGGAACCAAGAGAUGAAGUCUUGUAUCAAAGCUUAUUUUAUACCAAAUCACAUGAUUAAAAUGUGGAAUUGA
Nanorana parkeri is the source of this 708-nucleotide messenger RNA. Its product is annotated as olfactory receptor 10A7-like. Gene Ontology annotation, molecular function: G protein-coupled receptor activity; olfactory receptor activity. The transcript has a single exon. Gene Ontology annotation, biological process: G protein-coupled receptor signaling pathway. Gene Ontology annotation, cellular component: membrane. The record is from RefSeq and is a predicted model, not a curated record. Bases 1 to 708 code for a protein of 235 amino acids. Lineage: Eukaryota; Metazoa; Chordata; Amphibia; Anura; Dicroglossidae.